GUUUUAUUGAAGCAGAUGAAGAAAAUGAAUUUAAUUUCGAUUUUAAACGUAAUGAACAUGAAGAGCAUGAAGAACAUGAGGAGGUUGAUUUAAGUGAAGAUUUGGAAAUAAUUAAUGUUAAUCAGAAUACUAAUACUUUUAUUCAAACUGAUAACAUUGAAGUUGACAAUGGUGAAAAUAGCAGAAGACAGUCUACAAGCAGUAGAGGAAAUAACAAUAAAAUGAUGCCUAAAAUACAAACAUUAUAUAUUAAACAUUUAAAACCAUUUCCUGAAGUCGAAGAAUUUAUAGAAGAAAGUAUCAAACAUUAUAAUUUAGGCUUGAUAAUAAUAGAAGAGUCAAUGAAAAAGGCAUUGGAAAAAUAUUCUGAAUUAAAACCAGAAGUUAAAGGAAUACUAAUUGGUGUAAGAAAUGAUUUGCAUGGAGAUUGGCCUCAAUUUAUGUAUACUUCUAUUGGUGGAAUUAAUAAUACGUUUCCCAAUUCAACUCUAACAAAUCCAUUAAAAUUUUGUGGAUUUGAUCCUGCUUGGAUGUUAACUGAUGAAAAACAAGAAGUACUUCAUAAUGAAUUAGACAAGUUAAAGGUAGAACUAAUGGCUGCACAUUCAAGAAACAAUCUUAUAAUUUGUUCAAAUAUGAAACCAUUAACUGUGGGGGAAACCAAUAUACAUAAUAAGUUCAGAUGUCAGUGA
This is a messenger RNA of Entrophospora sp. SA101, 692 nucleotides long. The record is from the annotation of a GenBank genome assembly. Lineage: Eukaryota; Fungi; Glomeromycota; Glomeromycetes; Entrophosporales; Entrophosporaceae.